AUGUAUUCCCAGUCAUUGAAGUUAUUGUCAAUAUUGACAAUAAUAUUCGCCAUCACUCAAGCAACUUGGAUUGAUCGUGCUAUCUUUAUUAGACAAACAGAUGUGAGUUCUGCUGCCGUGGGCACAGCGGCAGCUGGAGCAGGAGGAGCAGGAGGAAGUAGUGCUGCCACAACUACUGCAGGGAGCGGCGCAGAUUCAGAUACUACAACCGCAGCAGCAGCAACAACAUCAAAAUCUACGACUUCAACGACGUCAGCAGCAACUAGCAAAGAGACUAAAGAUACUUCCACAACAACUACACCAACCCCGGCCCCCACAACUCCAACUUCAACCACAACUACUGCACCUACAACCACACCAACGAAAACUACAGCAUCAACUCCAGUAGUCGUCCCCGAGUCAUCAUCAACUACAACCGCAGCAGAUCAAACAACUGCUGCUGAGACUACCAAAGAUGAUCAAACAACUAAAACAACUGCGACUUCAACAUCUAGCGCCACUACCAAGACUAGCAAAACCAGCAAGACUACUACAUCCGAAACUACAACAUCCCAAUCAACCUCCUAUUCCCGCAUCACCAUCACUCCCCCAGCCACCCCCGUCGUCGUAACCGUCGUCACUACCGCAAGCGGAAGUACAUUCACAUCUCAAUACACGACGUCCUCUACGCCCUCCGCCUACGCCACUACAACCGCCAUCCUCACACCCGUCGGAUCCUCCUCAUCCUCCUCAUCCAUGUCCACCAAAACCCGAAACACAAUCAUCGGAGUAGUCGUCGGAAUCGGCGGAGCAAUCCUUCUUGGAGGUUUAUUCAUCGUCGCGUGGAGAGUCUGGGGUCGAACAAAGAAGGAAGAUGAGAAUGAUGGUUUGAUGGGUGGUUAUGAUCCGGUUUCUGCGGGUCAUGAAAUUAAGAAUGAAGGUGGUGCUGUGCCGAAUCCUUUUCAGACUACCUUGGAGAAUUAUCAUCAACCGGGUAGAGGGAAUGUUUCGGCGAAUUUUUAG
This is a messenger RNA of Sclerotinia sclerotiorum 1980 UF-70, 1002 nucleotides long. RefSeq lists its product with no specific name. The transcript has a single exon. NCBI's taxonomy places the organism in Eukaryota, Fungi, Ascomycota, Leotiomycetes, Helotiales, Sclerotiniaceae. The record is from RefSeq and is a predicted model, not a curated record. Bases 1 to 1002 code for a protein of 333 amino acids.